Messenger RNA from Ustilaginoidea virens, 2175 nucleotides. RefSeq lists its product as uncharacterized. The coding region runs from base 1 to 2175 and encodes 724 amino acids. The record is from RefSeq and is a predicted model, not a curated record. The transcript is spliced from 5 exons. Lineage: Eukaryota; Fungi; Ascomycota; Sordariomycetes; Hypocreales; Clavicipitaceae.
AUGGCGGCCCAUACCAGGCGGCACAUCACCUUGCCUCCGCCUACGGAUGAGCGCCGCCCUCUGCUCGGCAGACAGCGCUCCAACUACCAUGGCAGCGCAGAGGAGACGGGUGACCAAGUGUACAGCUGCAUGUCCAAUCCUCACAGCCACCUCCCCGUCUACACCAACAUCCAUCGCAUACGUCGUGACAUCAUCAGCGUUGUCGAGGACUACCUAAGCUUGGAGCAGCUGCGUGAUGUGCGAAUCAACGUGACGGUAAUUCGACCACUGGUGGACAAGUUCUACGAGCUAGAGGAUAUCUCCAUCAUCUACUGCUUGCUGGUGAACCGCGCUCAGUUCCUCGUGGAGGAAGGGUACUCGGGCACGAGGCACAAUGUCAACUGGACGCGCGCCACGCUGUGCGAGCUGAUUGCCACGCGCAUCCUGCGCCGCUUCGGCGAGGAUCACGACGGCCCGGACGGCCUGCUGCUCCUCGCCCACGUCCUCGUCGCCGGCUUCGAGCCCUUCCAGAAUGCCCCGGAGCACAUCCGCAAGGAGGCCGAGGCCAAGACGUCGUGGACCCUCCACCGCACCCUGCCGUCCCUCGAGGUCGCCAUUCUUACCGAGAGCAAGCACUUUCUCAGCUCCAGCACCUGCCACUACGUCGUCUCGGCCAUUUACGACGGCCGCGUCAUAUACACGCCCUCGACCUUUUGGGACAUCAUUCCCGACCACUACAAGCUGAAGCCGAUAUCGCUGUAUGACCCCAGGGAAUCCCCGCUGCUCAACCAGUACCGCUUGAUCGUGCCCAGGAACCGCAACAUUCUGGAGCAGAUCCAGUUUGCCAUUCUCCUGACCCUCUACGUCGGCGUCAUGCUGGUGAGGGAGAAGGAGGGCGUGACGGGGCUGGAAGCUGCAUUCGCCAUCUAUGCGUUUGGCUGGGGCUUGGACCAGUUUGCCACCAUCUUGGCUCACGGGUGGGGCGUCUAUACCCAGAAUCUUUGGUCCUUCUUGGACGUCACCUUUGUCUGCAUCUACGCUAUAUACCUGGUGCUCAGGCUCCACGGGUUCCGCCUGGGCAUUGCCAAGCCGGGGGAGCAAGCCUUUGAUGUGCUAGCCCUGGCUGCUCCCGCCCUGAUACCCCGAGUUGCCUUUACCUUGUUGUCGGACAAUCUUGUCCUCUUGUGUUUGAGGUCCAUGAUGGCGGAUUUCUUCUUCCUCACAGCCCUUUCAGCCUGGUGCUUUUUUGGAUUUCUGCUGGCUCUUCUGUGGCUGGGCGAUGGCGCUCACCCAAUCGCCACAAUAUCAAAGUGGAUGAUAUACAUUUGGUUCGGGCUGGACGGGACUGGCAUACAGCGCUCUACAGAGUUUCACUGGCUACUAGGCCCGAGUCUGAUGGUUGCGUUUGCCUUUCUUGGAAACACGCUCUUCCUGACGAUUCUCGUCUCCAUGCUAUCAAACACCUUUAGCAAUAUCUCGGCAAAUGCAACUGCAGAGAUUCAAUUCCGACGAGCUGUGCUGACGCUGGAAGGGGUCAAGGCCGACGCCGUGUUUGCCUACCAACCUCCCUUCAACCUGCUGGCGGUUUUCUUUCUGCUGCCCCUCAAGUUCGUUGUCAGCCCUCGAUGGUUCCACAAGAUCCAUGUUGCCCUCGUCCGGCUCGUCAAUCUCCCGCUGUUGCUGGUCAUAGCCGUCGCAGAGCGGCGUUUGCUGUGGCCGUCCAAACCCGGCAGCAGCCGCACCAUCGCCCCGCGCGCAAAGAGGUGGUUCUGGCACAAGUGGCAGCUCUCCGCCCACCGCUACUUGCGUGCGGUUUUCCAGGUGCCACCGCCCGAAGUCGUCCACGGCGACAUUGCCGUGGACGAUGACCUGACGCAACACCUGAUCCGGCGGCAAUUCACGCGACAACCCACGGCCGAAGGGCAGGAACCGCAGCUGCGAAAACCAUCGCGUAGGGACUCGAUGUUUCCGCACAAGAUGAGGGGAUCCUUUAGCGAAGAUGCGGGCAGCCUCGAGGCAAUGGCCGCCAAAAUGCAAGUCAUGGAGAAGUCGAUGCAGAGAAUGGAACUGCUCCUCUCCAACUUUGUGUCCGUGGAUGACGAAGCGGUUGUCGAUGGGUCAGAGGACGGAUUGGACGAGAGUGGCACGUUGCGAGAGUCAACAGCAGGUUUUACCACCGAGGCGUCCAAUAUCUGA